GACCCAUGCCUCCGAGUUGUGCAGCGAGUGGGUCACGUGACGUAGGGAAGCGGAAUGCCAACAUGGACCCGUGGCAAGGACGGGAUGUGAGCGAGCGACGACGAUAACACGACGGAAGCGAGCAGAAAACAGCGGAAAGUCCGAGAGAGGUCGACGCAUUGCCGAGCCUCCUCCCGGUAACAAGCGGUUAACCUGUCAAACAUAACAAGAAGGUGCUGUAGGUGGCUGUAACUCAACGCUUCCUGUCUGGAUUGCCAACGAGGCAAAACUAACUUCCCAAACCUCCUGCUGCACUAUUCAGUCAUGGUUAAACAGAAACCCUCUGAGUGUAACACAUUGUCCAUGUGGACUGAACAUAACCCAGGUUUCAGCAGCGUUUACACUUGAUAUAAACUCCCUUCACACCUAAGGUUUCUCUGACACCUGUGGGCGGUUGUCCCAGCAGCCCCCCUCCCCCCCCUCCCCCCUUCCCACAGCACUAGGCCUGGAUCAAUGGUGUCCCUCAGCAGCAGAACACUGAUUGUGGAGUCUGAGCUAUUCAGGGAAAGCAGCAGCAGCCUGUUCUCCUUCUCAGAGGAGGAUGGGGUCUGCAUGCGCUUCUGCAAUAGCCCUGGGGCCAGUCAGCAGGGGAUCCUGCAAAGCUUCAGCCCUGAAGAGGGGGAGUAUAGAGAGGAGAAGGAGGAUGAAAACGAAUGUGGUAGUCUGGAGAUUUUUCACGGUGCAACUGAGGAUGCAGGACUGGAUUAUCAAGAGCCUAAGCUGUUGGAAUUUUCUUUUCAUCCGUCUUCACCUUUCUCUCCCACUUUGGAGGACAUAGAGGAAUUUCUGAAGGAAAAGAUGGAGCAAGUGAAGGAGGACCUAAUGAGUGCUAAAGAGGAAACCUCUCCUCUGCUGUGCAGCUUCAUCAACUCUCCGUCAUCCUCUGUACCCUCAGCUUCCUCAACAGAGACUAAAAGUGAGCCAGGUGUCAGUGCUUCCCUUUGCAUUUCCUCCCCAGAGACCCCUGAGAAAGAGAAAAAUGCUCCCGACCAGGCUGACCUUUCCCCUCCUACUCACACAAACCCCUCACCAGCCAUUGUGACCCCACCGAUGCUCCUUGGAUCUCCAGUUGUCCUCCAGCUACAGCAUUUACCUUUGGCUCAGGCGCCUGCAGGGUCUCCUCCAUCAGCCCAAAGUGGCAUUUGGCUCACUCAUCUGGUCAUGGGGGUCCAGGGUGCUACAGCUCCAAAUCUCACCUUGGUGGCCCCCCAGGUUUCCUCCACACCUACCACCACCACCCUGUUGCCACUAAGCAGUGAUAACAAAUCAGCAGAUCAGAAAUAUGUGAAGAUUGCACCUCUGCCUAUCACCACAAGGACUCUAGAGAUCACCGCAGUGGGAGGAGGUCAGGGGACUGAUGUCCUAAAAGCAGCGGCCCCCCGGGUGAACAGGGUGUCGCCCACUGAGAGGGUCCACAAGUGCUCCCACCCGGGCUGUGGGAAGAUGUACACGAAGAGCAGCCAUCUGAAGGCACACUUCCGCCGGCAUACUGGAGAGAAACCCUACACAUGCAGCUGGCCGGAGUGCGGCUGGAAGUUCUCUCGAUCUGACGAGCUGUCUCGCCACCGCCGCUCUCACUCGGGCAUCAAACCGUAUGAAUGCACUCUAUGUGAGAAGAAGUUUGCUCGCAGCGACCAUUUAUCCAAACACACAAAAGUCCACCGCAGCUCCAGGCCCGGCAGGGUGAUCAGGACCACUGUGUGACGUCUUUAGUUGGUGUAAACCAGGGCUGGGCUCAGGUUUCCCUCAGGACCUUUUUGGUGCUUUUACAAGCAGAACUUUCCGAAGAAUCCGGAGAGCUGGCUGUUGUUUCAACCCGUUGGUUUCUUUCCUUUCUUUUCCUCCCUGCUGUUCUCCUGUUGAGUAUUGCAUCUGAGGAGCUCGUCUUAUACAGAGCAAUCAGCCACCUCAGGAAAAACAACGCCGAAAGAAGACUUCCUGGCAUUUACUCGAACAUUACAGGAGACAGUCUUACAGAGGCCCUGAUCCAGACGCUGCUUACACUGCUGCUCCUGGUACCUGGAACUGCCAGCAGCUAUAGGGACAGUAACCAAUACUGGCAACAUCUGUAAUUGUAUAAUUUCUCUUCUCUACAUCUGCCAGUUGUCCCUCUUCAUUGAAGCCACAUUUCAGGGUUCACAUGCACAAGAAGCAUCUAAAUGUUUUUCUCUUCUGUGUCCCAGUUUGUCAAGUAUUCCAGUCACAAGGUUUGGAUGGUUAUGCAUGUUUUGACAGCAUAGCAGGACUCUGUCCGGGUGAAACUAUGACUAGCAAAGAUGUAGUGCAGAGCUGCUCUUCCAUUUAAGCGACAAUCUAAUCGUACCAAGCUUGGGGCUUUGCUCAAAAUUUGCUAAAUCUGUGCAGAAAUCCCCAAGUUAAUAUUUUAUGCAUCCAAUGCUGGCCUUUCAAAGCAUUCACCCAAUCAUGAGCCACCUUAUCUGGACCUGGAUGCCUAAUUUCUUUAUCGCUGCCUUUUGUCAUGAUCACAUACCUCUCUUUGCCCCGUUGUUAUGUUGUUGUCUUGUGACUGCUCUUAUUUAACUGUGAUUCCUAACAGGGAGGUUGCCAAACCAGAAAUCCCUGUUCUGGCCCUGCAGGAGAGUGGAGACGACACUCUCAAUGCAUGGCCGUUUAUAAGCUCCUUGUUACCGGCAGAUCAAUGUGCAGCCGACUUCUGUGGCCCGGAAAACCAUUGGGCUCAAUGGUGCAAUGGUGACAUGAAACACUGCUCUUACUUUAUUACAGCAGCACUUAUUGUAACCAUUAUUGUGCUGGUUUUCAUCAGCAACAAAAGCUAGUAGAUUAAAUAGCUGAAAAAGCAGCUAACAUCUGUCCAAUCACAUGGAUUAGCACUAGGCAUGGACCAGUUACAGGUAUCUGGUUAUACCAUCUGUCUAGCCACCUCUUGUACAGGUCCUUCUCAAAAUAUUAGCAUAUUGUGAUAAAGUUCAUUAUUUUCCAUAAUGUCAUGAUGAAAAUUUAACAUUCAUAUAUUUUAGAUUCAUUGCAC
This is a messenger RNA of Girardinichthys multiradiatus, 3049 nucleotides long. RefSeq names its product Krueppel-like factor 15. NCBI's taxonomy places the organism in Eukaryota, Metazoa, Chordata, Actinopteri, Cyprinodontiformes, Goodeidae. Gene Ontology annotation, molecular function: RNA polymerase II cis-regulatory region sequence-specific DNA binding; DNA-binding transcription factor activity, RNA polymerase II-specific. The coding region runs from base 493 to 1743 and encodes 416 amino acids. The record is from RefSeq and is a predicted model, not a curated record. The transcript is spliced from 4 exons. Gene Ontology annotation, biological process: regulation of transcription by RNA polymerase II.